Aspergillus versicolor CBS 583.65 is the source of this 2118-nucleotide messenger RNA. RefSeq lists its product as uncharacterized. Bases 1 to 2118 code for a protein of 705 amino acids. The record is from RefSeq and is a predicted model, not a curated record. The transcript is spliced from 4 exons. NCBI's taxonomy places the organism in Eukaryota, Fungi, Ascomycota, Eurotiomycetes, Eurotiales, Aspergillaceae.
AUGGUUCAACAUACAGAAGGGAGGCCAUCGCUCCCUCUAUUCAAAAGCUCCUCAUCAGGAAGCACUCUGCGAUCGGAAACGACCCAUUUUAAAUCAGCUUAUUCCAACCAAAUUCCAACCGAUGCACAGAAUAUCUCGGGUAAAAUAUUGAAAAGGCCAGCCGGCUCUAUUCUAGCGCUUGUUCUCGAAAUAGUCCUCUGUUUAGUCGCACUGUGCUUCAUAGCGCUCGCGCUGGGGGCACUAUGUAUCAACAACAGGCCGACGGGCGAUAGGCUGGGGACAGUCAUGGAGGAGGCAAUGAAACUCGGGCCCACGAUAUACCCCAUCAUAUUCGCUGCAUUACUUUCUAGCUCGCUCAAAAGCAUUGGUCGAUACUGUGCCCAGAAAUCUGUGAGGAUGUCGACAUUAUGGGCAUUGAUGAAUACCAAUUCGACUUCGGACCCCAUCAAACAUCUUUACAGCAUGCCGCUCUCUCUGCUCGUCUGGGGUCUCCUCGUCCUAUGGGCGAUGUCCCCUCUUGGGGGUCAGAGUGCCAUCCGGCUUCUAUACAAGGCCAACUUGACCGACAUCACCCACCCUGAGCUCCGUUACUGGGAUAACGGUCCGCUAGGGUCACUUUUUACUUACACGGGCAUCAUGGUGGGCAAUGACGGUUCAUGGCCUUUGUCAAUGCGUGAUCUUUAUACGGCUAGUCUCAUGCAAAGUAUUCAAAUAAAGGAAGGCCCAGUAGACCAAUGGACGAACGUCAAGAUCCCUCGCCUUGAGGCGGGAAACGAGUCUGCGACCACUACUGACGGCUGGAUGCCUGUCGGCAACACGACAAAAGUUGAGGACUUUACCUCUCUGUUUGGAAUGCCUAUCAUCGGUCUUUCCGAGGUAAAGAACAAGGGCGACGUUCAUUUCAGUGUUGAAACGAUGUAUCUGGAACUAUCUUGCUCCCCUUUUCGUCACGUGUCGGCUAUAAACUACACUUCUGGGCUGACAAUACGCUGCAAGGAUUGUUUCGAGGAUGGUAUGACCCAGUGGGUUCGUGCUCAGAAGUCCCUUGGUCUUCCUGCGGAUGAAUACAUACCUGAGGGGAGGAAUUACGAUUGGGGAGACUGGGUUCCCACCACCGAUCACCCCGUAAUCGAUCAAAACAACCCAAAUAACACUCUCCCCAGGACAAUACAAUUUAUAUCCACUUUCCUGACGUCGACAUCAUUAGCCACCUGCCAAAUCACCCAACGCCCGGUGGAGGCCUACAUAGAAUGCAUUGACAAAAGCUGCGCGGCUACAAAGAUUCGCCAAUCCACUACAGACCACCGCAAUAAGAACUUCACCGUGAUGGAUUACUGGGGUGAAAAAAUUCUCAAUAUGAUCACAGCCAUAAGUUCCGGAAGCGCCGCAGCGGACGACGUGAUGUGGGGGUCUAGCAGCUCCGAACUCUUCCUAAAUGACUCAAGAACCGCACCCAUUAAAACGGGAAUUGGUGGUAUUCCAGAUGGUGUUAACAUGUCCACUUUCAAUAAUACCGGCCUCUUCGCCACCAGGGCCUCCAUGCUCCUCAACACAGGUCUCCAGGCAUUCAUGGCCCCCACAGCGUUCUCCGGCAACUUGAAAGCAGAUAAUCUAAGUUUCUAUGGCAAGCCUCAUAUUCCCAGCAAUGGUCUCUUAACGGUUGCCAACGAGUCCGCGUGGAAGGACUACGACAUGAAUAUCAGAAUGUACCCGCCUCAAGUGGCUAACCUCCUAAACUCGGGCACGCCCUUCAUCGGCGCAUCCACAAAUGCCACUUUAAGGAAUUACACGGAGGUCUACAAGCCCGAAUAUGUGUGGGUCGUUAUUCUUAUAAUCUCAUCCUUUACGAUUGUUGGGAUAGGCAUAACUGGCCUAUGCUUUCGGAUGAAAACAAUAGCACCUGAUAUGUUUGAUUGUGUGAUGGGCCUGACGUAUGACAAUCCGUAUAUCUUGCCCACUGGGAACAAUUAUGAGCCGCUUGACACGGAUAACCGACUUAAAAUACUCGGUAACAAAACGGUUCAGCUAGGUGAACUCAACGACGGUCAGGGGGCUAAAGCUGUCUUUGGUGAGGCGAGUUUUGUCGCGCCGUUCCGGAUGGGGGUUUCAUAUCAUUGA